GAUUACUGCUGUACAUAGUUUCUCUUUUAAGAUCUAGGUUUCGUAGCUUUCGUCACAUUAACUUGAGAGAUUUUCGAGAUAUCUAAUCUUCUUGCGAUUUUAUUGGUCUGGUCCCGGGCCCAGAAACGCAUCCAUCCAAUCAAUCGAUCAAUCGUCAAAACAUACACGGCUUUAUAUAGUGCUAGAUCUCCAGACAACAUGGUCCAUGCAGAUGCCUCCUCGUUUGCGGCUGGUUUGGUGAAAUCUGAAGUAUAUGCUCAAGUACUGGAGCAAGGGAAAGCUCUGUUCGAAGGUCAACGAAAUUGGGUCUGUAAUCUCUCCAAUGCCUCAUCACUUCUCUAUCAUGGGCUUCUGUCAUUACCGAGGCCUUCCAGUGCUAGCAAUUGGUGUGGCUUCUAUGUUCUGGAUCCAAAGAACCAUAACCAGUUGAUUCUUGGUCCUUUCCAGGGACAAGUUGCUUGUCAAGUCAUUUCGUUUGGUAGAGGUGUCUGUGGGACAGCAGCAGCAGCGAAAGAGACUCAGCUGGUCCCUGAUGUGGAGAAGUUUCCUGGUCAUAUAGCUUGUGAUGGCAACACAAAGAGCGAAAUUGUAGUACCAAUCAUACAGCAAGGGAAGGUCGUCGCUAUUAUUGACAUUGAUUGUGCAGAAUUGAAUGGUUUUGAUAGAGAGGAUCAGGAACAUCUCGAGGCGCUUGCACGGCUACUAUCGGAGUCUUGUGACUUCGAAAGUCCCAGAGACUGAGUCUGCUUGAUUAUCAAGCUUAUGAGGAUGUGAUAAUGCUAAUGCGAUAAUGCUCUAUAAACUGCGGUAAAUGUGUAAUCAACACGUGCUGCGGUAGCUACAUGGACAUUGACGAGGAUCCAGCGCAAAAGAUAAAUGCCGUCCGACGUAGCGAGUUUGCGU
Molecule: messenger RNA, 903 nt
Organism: Pseudovirgaria hyperparasitica
Lineage: Eukaryota; Fungi; Ascomycota; Dothideomycetes; Acrospermales; Acrospermaceae
Product: GAF domain-like protein
Exons: 5
Coding region: 199-741 (180 amino acids)
Cellular component (GO): cytosol
Molecular function (GO): protein binding; L-methionine (R)-S-oxide reductase activity
Source: RefSeq, a predicted model, not a curated record